This is a messenger RNA of Sorex fumeus (smoky shrew), 1270 nucleotides long. RefSeq names its product small glutamine rich tetratricopeptide repeat co-chaperone alpha (gene SGTA). The coding region runs from base 141 to 1082 and encodes 313 amino acids. NCBI's taxonomy places the organism in Eukaryota, Metazoa, Chordata, Mammalia, Eulipotyphla, Soricidae. Gene Ontology annotation, biological process: post-translational protein targeting to endoplasmic reticulum membrane. Gene Ontology annotation, molecular function: molecular adaptor activity; protein binding. The record is from RefSeq and is a predicted model, not a curated record. Gene Ontology annotation, cellular component: TRC complex; membrane. The transcript is spliced from 12 exons.
UGCUUCCGCGCAGGCGUGGUGGACGGAGGGGGCGGGGCCUGGCCGCGCCGCCAUGCGCAGGCGCAGCCGUCGGUGGGCCGGGGUUCGGCAGCCCGAGAGACGCUGAGCCGGGCGCGGCGCCCUCCCGUCCGUCUGUCCAGAUGGAGAACAAGAAGCGCCUGGCCUAUGCCAUCAUCCGCUUCCUGCACGACCAGCUGCUUCACGGGGGGCUCUCGUCUGACGCCCAGGAGAGCCUGGAAGUGGCCAUCCAAUGCCUGGAGACUGCCUUUGGGGUGACACUGGAUGACAAUGACCUCGCGCUCCCCCAGACCCUUCCAGAAAUAUUUAACGCAGCUGCUGAGGGCAAGGAGAUGCCGCCGGAGCUGAGGAGCCCCCAGUGCAGCCCCCCAUCGGAGGAGGACUUCGCCGAGGCCGAGCGCCUCAAAACUGAGGGGAACGAGCAGAUGAAGGUGGAGAACUUUGAGGCCGCCAUACACUUCUACGGCAAAGCCAUCGAGCUGAACCCCGCCAACGCUGUCUACUUCUGCAACAGGGCCGCCGCCUACAGCAAACUGGGGAACUACACAGGGGCCGUGCAGGACUGCGAGCGCGCCAUCCGCAUCGACCCGGCCUACAGCAAGGCCUACGGCAGGAUGGGCUUGGCGCUGUCCAGCCUGAACAAGCACACGGAGGCCGUGGUCUACUACAAGAAGGCGCUGGAACUGGACCCCGAGAACGACACGUACAAAUCGAACCUCAAGAUCGCAGAGUUGAAGCUACGGGAGGCGCCGAGUCCUACGGGCGGCGCGGGCAGCUUUGACAUCGCCGGCCUGUUGAACAACCCGAGUUUCAUGAGCAUGGCAUCCAACCUCAUGAACAACCCCCAAGUCCAGCAGCUCAUGUCCGGCAUGAUCUCAGGGGGCCACAACCCCCUGGGGAACCCCAGCACCAGCCCCUCCCAAAACGACCUGGCCAGCCUCAUCCAGGCGGGCCAGCAGUUCGCCCAGCAGAUGCAGCAGCAGAACCCCGAGCUGAUCGAGCAGCUGCGCAGCCAGAUCCGGAGCCGGGCGCCCAGUGCCAGCAACGACGAGCAGCAGGAAUGACCCCCGGGGGGGCCCAGCUCGCCCGCGCCAGCCGCCUGCCACCCUCGGGGCCUCUGGCCCACCAGAAGCCACACCCUCGGGGCUGCCCAAGGGAAAAAGAAAGACUCGGGCCUGCAUGCCCGCCGGCUCUCGUGAUUUUUCUGUUUCCCUUUGGCCUCGCCCCACUCCCCCCCCCCCCCAGCCCCCAC